Ambispora gerdemannii is the source of this 474-nucleotide messenger RNA. The record is from the annotation of a GenBank genome assembly. NCBI's taxonomy places the organism in Eukaryota, Fungi, Glomeromycota, Glomeromycetes, Archaeosporales, Ambisporaceae.
AUGAAAUCUCCAAGCGGCAUGAAUCUAAAUGUAUUCGUUGAUAAUUAUAACGAUAACAAAUCAGAUAUUCCCUAUGAUGGAUAUUUGGGUUUAGAAGAAAAGAAACCUACCAAAUAUUUGAAACCAAAGGCUGUUGAAAACAUUUCGUAUGAAUUCCGUAUUGGACUGGGAGAACUUUUGUCACCUAUAAAUAAUAAGUUUAACGAAGUGCAUAUUUCAGUUUUCAAUUCUAAAUCGCUUUAUACCAAAAAGUUGAAUUCGAAAUCCAAGAAACAAAGCAUUGAAAAAAAUAAACCAUUUCAAUCGCCUCAUAAAGCUUCUGCGAAUACGAAAGUCAGACCAUAUAAAAGCAAUGUGCUACAAAUUAGCCGGAUUUUACCAAAGACGGCUCGUAAAUUACAAAAACUACAUUCACAGAAAGGAAAUAAACAAGUUAAAGAUCUUGAACCAUUGAAGAAAUUGUCGUCAAAGUAA